Messenger RNA from Trematosphaeria pertusa, 468 nucleotides. RefSeq lists its product as uncharacterized. The coding region runs from base 1 to 468 and encodes 155 amino acids. The transcript is spliced from 3 exons. The record is from RefSeq and is a predicted model, not a curated record. NCBI's taxonomy places the organism in Eukaryota, Fungi, Ascomycota, Dothideomycetes, Pleosporales, Trematosphaeriaceae.
AUGGCACUCCAGCAGACGGAAAAGCUACAUCACCUGUAUACCUUAUACCUCUUCACGAAGAGCGACAUCAAAACCGUCAUCUUUCCACAAAUCGUUUUCGCCAUCUCGAGUGCUUUCACGGGAGGAUUCAGAGCCCCAGAUGAAAUCCGCGAUCAAGGUCAAGGAUUUGCUUUCGCAGCCCUUGCGAAAGCAGCCUUGUGGGUUUGGGUGACGCUUCUUGUCGAGAACGUCGCAAACCAGCGCCUACCCGGAUCGAUCCUCGAGGACUCGAAGAAUAAACCGUGGCGGCCGUUUCCAUCCAAGCGCGUAACUUCCCGCGAGGGCCAACAGUACCUGCUCAUCCUUCUUCCAUGCGCCUUGGUUACCGGCGUCCUCGUGGGCGCCUCUAGAGAGACGAACACUUUCGUCGCUCUGGUAUGGAUGUACAAUGAUCUCGACGGAGCAAACACGAGCGAGUCACGGCAAUAA